AUGAUUAUUCCUGUUCGCUGCUUCUCCUGCGGAAAGGUCACUGGCGACCUCUGGGAGCGCUACCUUAAGCUCAUCGACGAUGGCAUUACGGAUGGCGACGCGAUGGACCAGUUGGGCCUUAAGCGUUACUGCUGCCGUCGUAUGGUCAUGACCCACGUUGACCUUAUUGAGAAGCUCCUGAAGUACACCCCCGACGGACGCAACGAGAAGAAGAUGUCUCUGAACCCAUAA
Molecule: messenger RNA, 231 nt
Organism: Colletotrichum truncatum
Lineage: Eukaryota; Fungi; Ascomycota; Sordariomycetes; Glomerellales; Glomerellaceae
Product: DNA-directed RNA polymerases I II III subunit 10
Biological process (GO): tRNA transcription by RNA polymerase III; transcription by RNA polymerase II; transcription by RNA polymerase I
Cellular component (GO): RNA polymerase I complex; RNA polymerase III complex; RNA polymerase II, core complex
Molecular function (GO): DNA binding; zinc ion binding
Source: RefSeq, a predicted model, not a curated record